AUGAAUUCAGAAUUAGCUUUUGAAGUUGCUGAAGAUGGUGGUACGUAUAAUCCAGAUUAUUCAAAGCGUCACCAUUUAUCCAGUAAUCAACGCAGAACCUAUAAGAUCAUAAGGUCACAAGCUAAAGAACCGCAGCAGAUUAUCCAAAAUCAGGAGAUGUGGCUUGAGGAGGCUACUGCUUCAUUAGAGGGUGAUGGAGGUUGCGCUACUGAAGAUUCUUUCGAUAAUGAGAUAUCAUUCAUCAACAUUGGACCUGCCUUGCAAGUGGAGAUGAAAAUCAACAGAUAUAUGUUGCUCGCAAUUUUCAAUAAUGAUCAUGUGUUAGAAAUAAUUUCUGUUGAGAAUGAUGAUAUUGAGCCACUAGAUCAAUCAGAAGCUGUCUUAGAUGGUUAUGAUGAUAUGAGCUAG
Messenger RNA from Dovyalis caffra, 408 nucleotides. The record is from the annotation of a GenBank genome assembly. Lineage: Eukaryota; Viridiplantae; Streptophyta; Magnoliopsida; Malpighiales; Salicaceae.